Messenger RNA from Raphanus sativus (radish), 3649 nucleotides. RefSeq lists its product as uncharacterized. The transcript has 5 exons. Lineage: Eukaryota; Viridiplantae; Streptophyta; Magnoliopsida; Brassicales; Brassicaceae. The record is from RefSeq and is a predicted model, not a curated record. The coding region runs from base 262 to 3561 and encodes 1099 amino acids.
AGAACAAAAAAACAGUUAAUCUAAACGCAACACACAUUUUUCUCAAAGCGAAGAGGCAUCGCAAGAGAGGGCAAAAAGCACUAAAGGGGUUCUCUCCGCCGCCGCCGUCAAAUCUCGCCGGAGAUCUGCCGCCGUUUCCUAAUCCGCCGAAGUCUUGUAUCGUAACCCUCGAUUAGGGUUUCCGAUUUCGAAAUCGAAGAAAUCAAUUGGGGGGAGGUUUUGCGCGAUUUGGGGGAGAGGAGGGAGAGAGAGAGAGAGAAGAUGCCGAGGAGUACGAGGCACAAAUCGAGCAAGCACAAGGACGCGAGAGACCACUCGGAUUCGGAGAAGGAGGAGAAGAAGAGCGCGAUUAGGGUUUCAGGGUCUGGGGAGAAGCAGCGAGGAGGAGGAGGGAAGGAGUAUUACGAUAAUGGAGAGUACUACGAGGAGUACACGUCAUCUUCUUCCAAGAGGAGGAGAGGGAAGACGACGACGGGAGGAGGGGAGGAGGAUGAGAAAGGGGAGAGUUCGAAGAAGAGUAAGGUGUCUAGUGAGAAGAGUAGUAGGAGGAGAGAGGAAGGAGAUGGGGAGGAGACGAGGAAGAGUAGUAGUAGUGGGAAGCAUAGGGAGUCGUCUAGUAGAAGGGAAAGCAAGGAGCUUGAUAAGAAGUAUAAGGAGAGCAAAAGUGAGAAGCUUUAUGAUGGGGAUGAUCAUCACCAUAGAUCCAAGGGUCUCUCUGAUAAAACUGAGUCGAAAGCUGAGGAUCAGCAAAGGAGUCUAGGCACUGAAAGCCAUUCUGAGAAGCGAUCAAGGCGUAAGAGGGAUGAUCACGGUGGUGGAGACAAGAAUCAAGAUAACAGCGACGAUGACUACAUUAAAGAUGGGAAACAUAGAGGAGAGAAGUCCAGAGAUAAAUAUCAAGAAGACAAGGAAGAAGACGUCAAACAGAUUAGUGAAAAGCAGAGAGAAGACCGAUCUACUAAAGAGCAUCACAGGUCUGAUGGAAAGCUCCUCCCAGAUGAAAGUAAAAGGAAGUCCAAACAACAGGACACUGACCACGGUCAUGAGCCUGACAGUGAGCUUGAUGGAUAUCACGAGCGUGAACGAGACCGCGAACGUGGUCGGGAUCGUGAUCGUGACUAUGAGCGAGAUAGGGAACGUGAUAGGGAUAGAGAAAGGGACCGUGAUCGUCGGGAUUAUGAGCAUGAUCGUUACUAUGGAAGGGACUGGGACCGUGAUAGGAGUAGAGACCGUGACAGGGAUCAUGAUAGGGAGAGGACUCAUGAGAGAGAGAAAGACCGUAGUAGCCGUGACUAUUAUCAUGAAGGGAAACGAAGCAAAAGUGACCGGGACAGGGAUAACGAUCGUGACGUGUCGCGUCUAGAUGAUCAAAGUGGUCGGUAUAGAGAGAGAAGAGAAGGGAGGAAGUCUCCAGAUUAUCAGGAGGUGGUCGUGGACACUAGAAGCAGCCGAGCAGGGCCUGAUGGUGAUGUGAUAAAAUCAGAGCGUCAGCCUUCCAGUUCUGUGGUUCAAGAAGAGAAUGGGAAUGUGUCAGACCAGACAACAAAAUGGGUCUCUUCCAGGGAGGCGGCUGAGCUGUCUGGAGGAUCGGACAGAGGUACAAGACAGAAAGCGUCUGAGAAGACAGUAAAGACGGAAGAUGGUGUUUUGGGCGAGUUUCAUGGCUCCACAAAAGCUUCACCCCGCCCCAUGGUUGAAAGAUCUCCUUCUUCGACAAGUCUUGACCGGAGAUUCAAUAAUAAUCAGAGUAGUGCAAGAUGGAGCAGUGAGGUUGAAGAAACAGGCCUUAGGAACAAUGCGAGAGAUUUCUCAGCACCUGAGGAUGAAAGACUUAGGUUAGAUGAGACAUCACAGGGAGAUAUAUCCUUUAACAAUAAACCCAACCAGAACAAUUCUUCUUUUCCUCCAAGACCAGAAUCUAGGAGUGGCAUGAGUAGUCCUAGAGUGGGCCUUCGAGAAGACGACAACAGGGGCAAUACCGGUGGGCGUUAUAGGAGAGGCGUUGAUGGGAUGAUGGGAAGAGGGCAACAAACACAGGGUAAUAAUACUUGGAGAGGUGUCCCAAGCUGGCCAGCUCCACUUCCGAAUGGGUUUAUACCAUUUCAACCGCAUGGUUUUCAGACCAUGAUGCCACAAUACCCAUCUCCAUCUAUCUUUGGGGUGAGGCCUACAAUGGAAAUGAACCAUUCUGGAAUCCCUUAUCAUAUACCUGACGCUGAGAGAUUUUCUGGUCACAUGCGUCCUCUCGGGUGGCAGAAUAUGAUGGAAAGCUCAGGUGCUGCUUCUUCUCACAUGCAUGGCUUUUUUGGGGAUAUGAGCAAUAGUGCUUUCAGGGGGGAUGAGUCAAACAUGUAUGGAGGAUCUGAGUGGGACCAUAACAGGCGGAUGCAGAGCCGUGGUUGGGAGUCUGGUGCAGAUGAAUGGAAAAACCGAAAUGGAGAUGCUAGCAUGGAAGUCUCAUCAAGAUCUGCUAAAGAUGAUAACUCGGCUCAGGUUGCUGAUGGUGAGUCUCCUGGUGGCCAAACAAGUCACUCUGAAAACAACAGGGGGAAAAGCGUUGAAGCUGGGUCUAAUCUAACAUCUCCAGCGAAAGAUUUGGAUGCGAGGUCUCCUAAAAUUAAACUGGAAGAGGCAGCUGAAGAGCCUGUCACGGAAACUACUGAUAAGAGGAGCGAACGUUUUUGCCGGCACUAUCUGUCAAAGCUUGAUAUGUCGGUAGAGCUUGCUGAUCCUGAGCUGCUCAAAUGCAUCAGCUCAUUGUUGGAUGAAGAACAUCAACGAAUUGAUGAUGGAGCUGCUGUGUUUGUAAAUCUCAAGGAAGGUGGGAAGAGAGUGCCAAAAGGCAACAGUACUUCCUUGGCUACUCUUUCAUUGUUUCCUUCUCAAAAUAGUUCAUUGUUUCAGAUAGCAAUGGAACUCUACAAGGAGCAAAGAUUUGAAAUGAAGGGUCUUUCAAAUGUUGAGACUCACAGGCCUCCUCAAGCCUCUCCUCCUUCAAGCUUGGCCAAAGUCGAUGUGUCGGAUUCAGACAUGUCCCAAAAGGAAAAUCAGGAAGCAUCCUUACCUGUUGAUGUGAAUCAGGAAACAUCCUUACCUGUUGAUGCGAAUCAGGAAGCAUCCUUACCUGUUGAUGCGGGAUUGGAGACGGGAACACAAGUUGAAAGAUCUUCGUCUCCCAUCCCAGACAAGACACCGGAGGCUCUGGCCUCUGAUCAUAUUGAAGGUUGCGAGGAUGAUGGAAAGCCAGAUGAUGGAGAUGCUGUAGACCAAACAAUAGACAUGGCUCCUGAACAUGAUGCAGUUACAGAAGGUGAUCCUGUUACAGAAGGCGAUCCUGAUUCCUUGACCAUAGCUUCACCAGAAGCUAUCGAGGCCAUGGAGGUUGAUGAGGGGAAGGUGUUGUGUGAAGAAGACAAGGAAAUGAAAGAAGCAGAAGAGAAGGAAGUUGAAGCUGUUGAUGGUAAUGGAGAUGUAUCUCCAAAGGUAAAGGAAUCAUUAGUUAAUGAAACUGAUGAGUCAGUAAUAAGUCAGAUACAUGAUGCUACUCAAAGUACACAUUAAGACAAUUUCUAUUUUGCAUCUCGUUUCUGUUUUGUUUUUGCAUUUCAUUUUCAGUGCCUUAUUAAAAUACAUUGCUUAUUUUUUCUUC